Messenger RNA from Neurospora tetrasperma FGSC 2508, 270 nucleotides. RefSeq lists its product as uncharacterized. The transcript has 2 exons. Bases 1 to 270 code for a protein of 89 amino acids. Lineage: Eukaryota; Fungi; Ascomycota; Sordariomycetes; Sordariales; Sordariaceae. The record is from RefSeq and is a predicted model, not a curated record.
AUGGACUCUCAAGGUUCCCCCUUAGCCAAUAAACGUCGUAUUGACCAAGAUGACAUUUCUGACAAGCCCGCUGGAGUUCCCACAAGCAAUGAUGGCAACGAACCAACCGCCCCCAUCCCCUCAAAAAAGAAGAAGUCAGUGAAGUUCUUACUCCCAGCAACCGAACGACCGCCCCCGCCGAAUCGAACACACGACUCCUCGACAACUGAGGGCAAAAAGGCGUUGCGUUUUCUGCUGGACAAUGGGGCUCUCUGGCGCCCUAGCAAUUAG